This is a messenger RNA of Thlaspi arvense, 1246 nucleotides long. The record is from the annotation of a GenBank genome assembly. NCBI's taxonomy places the organism in Eukaryota, Viridiplantae, Streptophyta, Magnoliopsida, Brassicales, Brassicaceae.
UCCAUUUCUUGCUGACGUCAAUUUAACUUCACGGAUAAGGCAUUUUUUUCCCCAUCUUUAAAAAUCAAUCAAUCAAAGAUCUUUUUUCAUCGAGAGUUUCCAAAAUCUCUGAGAUCGAGAGAAUUUUCGCGUGAUCGAUCGGCUGCAACCAUGGGAGGAGGAAGAGUCAUGACGACGGCAGCGAAGGUGGCCGGAAUCGGAGUCGCUAAAGGAGGACUCAGGGGUGGAUUCGGUUUCCCGGCGGCGGGGGCAGCGCCUCCGGCAAAUGAUCAGUUUGUGGUCAGAAGCGCCGUAGCUACUAAGCCGAUUUCCGCCUCGAUUUCAUCGGUGGUUCAUCCUUCCGCCGAAGAAGACGCGAUGAGUAUGCAUAAGCCGGUUUGGGACGAUUGGGAAUUCGCCGAGGAGGAGCCGGCGACGAUUCCUAGGGUUGUUUUCAGCAAACCUCCUACUCUCCAGGAGGCUAAAGAAGCCACGGAAGAUCUCAAAGAGGCAAUCAAUCUGGUGUAUUUGGAUGGGUCAAAUGAAGGUGGUUCUGUUUCGAAAAUGCUAUCGAGUUUUCAAGCUUCUGAGAACAAAGCUGUUGAAUCAGCUGUUCCACAAGUUGCUCUUCAAGCAUUUGCUUUUCUGAGUGAAAACACUGCUGCGCAGUCUGUUGUUGCUUCCAUUGCGUCUGACCCAAAGGUGUGGGGUGCUGUAAUGGAAAACAAGGAUCUCAUGAGAUUUCUCGAGACCAACAACAAUACCGUUGAUUCCUCUCAGGUUGAAUCAGACAAUGACGAAAAAUCUGAAGAUUCGGGUACCACAGAGAGUGAAGAGAGUGAAGCAAAGCCAAUCGAAAUCUUGGAGAUUCUGCGAGACAUGAAGCUGAAAGCUGUUCGGAUGAUGGAAAACAUCUCAUCCUACUUUGGUGGUUUCUUCGGGUCAGAAUCUGUUACAGAGGAUGGGAAAGAGAAGAAGCAGACGUUUUACAACGACCCUCGUUCUCUUUUUGGAUUAGCUGUUUGCGUCAUCUUCAUGGUUGUUAUGAAACGUGCUUAAAAGGAUUCAGUUUUUUUUUUUUUUUAAAUGUGCCGAUAUAUCAAAAAAAACAACUACAAGUAAGAUCUUUUCGUUAUCGUUUAAAACUUUUUAACCUUUUUGUUUUGUUUGGAAUAAUGAUUUGGGGAACUGUCUUUGUCUCCUUUUCAUAAAUAUAAAAGAUCAUUUGGUUGGUUUAUUAUUUAUUCUAAUCAUUUUGCGCUCGCAA